AUAACUGCAAUAGUUAUAGGUGGGGCAGUUAUAACUGCCCCCACCUAUAACUGUUAUUAUUUAGGACCGUGUUGUUCAGCGUACCAGCAGUUAGCUCAGCUAGCAGGAGCUCGGCGCAUAGCAAUCCGCUUUGUUCUCUCGUAACCUACAGCCAUGGCCUCUUUCCCUCCACACAACUUCUCCUGGGUUGAACCCGGUAAGCUGGCCGGGUUGGCCAUGCCCAGGAUGCAGAGUGAAUACCGCUACCUGCUGGACAACGGAGUCAGACACCUCGUUUGUCUGUGCGAGAGGAAACCACCGAACCACGACGCCUGCCCAGAGCUGCAGCUUCACCACAUCAAGAUAACGGACUUCACUCCUCCUUCUCCCAGUCAGAUUGAUCAAUUUCUCUCCAUCGUGGAAGGAGCCAACUCCAAAGGAGAGGGCGUGGCCGUCCACUGCAUGCACGGCCACGGCAGGACGGGCACCAUGCUGGCCUGCUACCUGGUGAAGAGCAGGAAGAUGUCCGGGGGCGACGCCAUCGCCGAGAUCCGCAGGAUCCGGCCCGGCUCCAUCGAAACCCACGAACAGGAGAAGGCCGUGGUGCAGUUCUUCCAGCGCACAAAGUAGCUUUUCCUACGACGGCGAACGUGGAAUUAUGUCUGCACUGGAAGUGGAUGCACGCAGCGAUUUGGAAAUGAGAUGUAGAGAUGGGGGAGCGCGUGUUAAAAGUACAUUCAAUUUAAAUUAAUCACUAAUUCUGAUGUUGCCGUUACUGGGACAAAGGGUUCUGGUUAUAAAGACGCACACCCUGCCUUGUUUGUUGUACUGCGCCUUAGAAAAGCGCUCAUUGUUUCACAUCUUGUCACCUUUCAACCAACAACUUUAACGUGUUUUAGUCUGAUUUUAUGGAAUUACACUUUUUGAUUUAUUACACUUUAAAAUCCUAUUAAAAUUCACAGAAACCCGUGCAUGUAAUGCAACAAGAAAAUUUUAUUAUUUAUUUAUUUUUAACUUCUGUUCAGAAAACCUUUGACCUUCACUUAAGCGCUUGUUGCCAGGGAGAAAAGACGCCGACGCUCCCUGAAUGUGAGCUUCUCAGGAGCCGACGCCAUCUUGAUUUUCUCCGCCGGCUUCCUGCCAAAGCGAGACCACACAGAUACUUGAAAUUAGUGGUUUCCACGGACACAAGCAAGUUGUUGUGUUUCAUGUACAGGGUCUGAGAAUUAGUGUCGCUCAGGGAUAACUUUUUAUUUCUUAGCAUUUGUGAACGCUGAACAUGUUCUGGACCCUAAACGUGCUUCAAAGUGUAAACUCACUCAUCUGACGCUGCUUUCAGUCCAUUUUCUCUGGGAUCUGCCAAAAACAUAAAGGAAUGCAAAAUUAA
Gambusia affinis (western mosquitofish) is the source of this 1366-nucleotide messenger RNA. It is a transcript of the gene dusp23b, whose product is annotated as dual specificity phosphatase 23b. Gene Ontology annotation, biological process: protein dephosphorylation; cilium assembly. Lineage: Eukaryota; Metazoa; Chordata; Actinopteri; Cyprinodontiformes; Poeciliidae. The record is from RefSeq and is a predicted model, not a curated record. The coding region runs from base 154 to 609 and encodes 151 amino acids. The transcript has 3 exons. Gene Ontology annotation, molecular function: protein tyrosine/serine/threonine phosphatase activity.